Brugia malayi is the source of this 294-nucleotide messenger RNA. RefSeq lists its product as uncharacterized. Lineage: Eukaryota; Metazoa; Nematoda; Chromadorea; Rhabditida; Onchocercidae. The coding region runs from base 1 to 294 and encodes 97 amino acids. The record is from RefSeq and is a predicted model, not a curated record. The transcript has 2 exons.
AUGGUAAUAGGACGAUCGUAUGAAACUGGUGGAUUAAUGCGUGAUGAUUAUGAAUAUGCAUUGGAAGGUAUUGCUGUUGAUUAUGUUACUAAUCGACCGAGAAGUGGUACCAUUUCACGAAUACAUAGGAAUAAACAACGAUUAAAUCAUCGACAAAAUAAUCCAUAUCCUAUAGCUUCAUCAUCAUCAUCAUCAUCGUCAUCACUAUCAUCAUCAUCAUCAUUAUUAUCAUCAUCAUCAUCAUUAUCAAGAGAUGCUAUUGUUUAUCAUCAUAAAUCAUCAAAAUAUGGAUAG